AUGGAUAAAGCUGAACAGAAGAGUGAUAACGACCGCCGAGAGACUGGUCGGAGUGAUUCGUCGUUGAAGUCCAAUGGAGAUUCCUCAUUGCCAUCGUCGUCUAAACACAAAAUCUCGAACACCACUAGCGAUGACAUUGUGAAGGAUCUCCUCGAUGAAGUGAGACAAUCGGAAAAGCCAUUCUCCGUGGAGGAUUUGGCUGCUGCAAAAAAGGCUAAGAAGAAGUCAAAGGAACAUAAGCAUAAAAAGUCCAAGAAAAAGAAGAAACAUCGCUCGAAGCACCACCGUAGUGGCUCGCGUACCCGUUCCCAUAAGAAACAUCGGAAAAGGUAG
Haemonchus placei is the source of this 333-nucleotide messenger RNA. NCBI's taxonomy places the organism in Eukaryota, Metazoa, Nematoda, Chromadorea, Rhabditida, Trichostrongylidae. The record is from the annotation of a GenBank genome assembly.